CUCUCCCGCCGCCCGGAGCGGAGUCGCGUUGACUGACCAGAGUCCGCGAGUCCCGCUCCGCUCCCGCCGCCUCAGGAACCUCUUUAACUCGGAAUGUCUCUGCAUCAAUUUUUACUAGAGCCAAUCACCUGCCAUGCGUGGAACAGAGACCGGACCCAGAUCGCCAUUAGCCCUAAUAACCAUGAAGUCCAUAUCUACAAGAAGAGUGGGAGCCAGUGGGUAAAGGCUCAUGAGCUAAAGGAGCACAAUGGACACAUCACAGGUAUCGACUGGGCUCCCAAAAGCGAUCGCAUCGUCACCUGCGGCGCAGACCGCAACGCCUACGUCUGGAGCCAGAAGGACGGCGUCUGGAAGCCAACCCUUGUGAUCCUGAGGAUCAACCGUGCAGCCACCUUCGUGAAAUGGUCUCCCCUGGAGAACAAAUUUGCUGUGGGAAGUGGAGCUCGACUUAUAUCCGUGUGCUACUUUGAAUCUGAAAAUGACUGGUGGGUGAGCAAACACAUUAAAAAGCCUAUUCGUUCCACUGUCCUUAGCCUGGAUUGGCACCCCAACAAUGUUUUGCUGGCUGCAGGAUCCUGUGACUUCAAAUGCAGGGUGUUUUCUGCUUACAUUAAGGAAGUGGAUGAAAAACCAGCCAGUACACCCUGGGGCUCCAAAAUGCCUUUUGGGCAGCUGAUGUCAGAGUUUGGGGGUGCUGGCAGCGGCGGCUGGGUGCACAGCGUCAGUUUUUCUGCCAGCGGUAACCGCCUGGCCUGGGUCAGUCACGAUAGCACUGUGUCAGUUGCUGAUGCCUCCAAAAAUAUGAUGGUUUCACAGCUGAAAACAGAGUUCCUUCCACUCCUGAGCGUGUCGUUUGUCUCUGAAAACAGUGUGGUGGCAGCUGGCCAUGACUGCUGCCCUAUGCUCUUUAACUGUGAUGAGCGUGGCUUGCUGACCUUCGUUUCCAAACUAGACAUUCCCAAACAGAGCAUCCAGCGCAACAUUUCCGCUAUGGAACGCUUCCGGAACAUGGAUAAAAGAGCCACUACGGAAGACCGCAACACCACCCUGGAGACGCUGCACCAAAACAGUAUAACCCAAGUGUCUAUUUAUGAGAUAGACAAACGAGACUGUCGGAAAUUCUGCACCACCGGCAUUGAUGGAGCGAUGACCAUCUGGGAUUUCAAGACCUUAGAAUCCUCUAUUCAAGGCCUACGAAUCAUGUGAAGAUGGAUUUCCAUGACCUAGCAGGACAGAGUGCUUGCUGGAACGCAGCUCCCACAUCUGCACAGACCCCAAAAGGGAGGAGGAAGAGGUGGAAUGUUUGGAAACACUGAGGGGAGGGGGGACAAAAAAGAAAAAGGAAA
Molecule: messenger RNA, 1346 nt
Organism: Indicator indicator
Lineage: Eukaryota; Metazoa; Chordata; Aves; Piciformes; Indicatoridae
Gene: ARPC1A
Product: actin related protein 2/3 complex subunit 1A
Exons: 10
Coding region: 94-1206 (370 amino acids)
Biological process (GO): Arp2/3 complex-mediated actin nucleation
Cellular component (GO): Arp2/3 protein complex; actin cytoskeleton
Molecular function (GO): actin filament binding
Source: RefSeq, a predicted model, not a curated record